AUGUCAAGCAGCAUCGAAACGGUCAUUGUUCUAGGAGGGUCUGGAAAUCUAGGCACUCUUGUUGUCUCGGCCCUCGUCAAUGCCGGUUUCAAGGUUUCAGCGGCUGUCCGGCAAUCCUCAACGGCGACUUAUCCUGAGUCAGUGACAGUCCACAAAACUGACUACUCGAAAGAUGCUCUUGUUUCAAUUUUCCAAGGACAAGAUGCAGUGGUUUCCUGCAUUCCUCGGACACAAGUUGCGGAUCAAAAGACGGUAGUUGAUGCCUGUGUCAGUGCCGGCGUAAAGCGCUUUCUACCAAGUGAAUAUGGUGGCGAUACUACACUGCCAGAUAUUGAGAAACGCAUCUCAUUUACUGCCGGAAAAAAAGAGUUUGGGGAAUACCUCGUAGGGAAAGAAUCGGAGGGUCUUACUUGGACCAGGGUUUUCACUGGCCCGUUCUUCGAUUGGAUGCUCACGCAAUCUGCGCGACAAUUUAAACUCGACAUGGGUGUAAUGGGCUGGGAUCUCGAGAUGUUUAAAGUUACCAUAUUUGACUCUGGCGAUCAAGAAUUCAGCUGCACAAACAUAAAAACCGUUGCAGAGGCUAUUGCUUCCGUGCUCAAGCAUGAAAAUGCUACCAAGAAUCAAAACGUUUACGUGAGCUCGUUUCCGCGGCUGACCCAAAAUGAAGUAUUGGCGGCUCUCGAGGGACUUUCUGGCAGAAAAUUUGAGGUAACCCAAGCUUCCACUGAAGAUCUUGCGGCAAAGGGUGAAGCACGCAUUAAGCGCGGUGAGUGGGUACAAGGAUAUAUUGAAACUGUAUCGGCCUCUUGCUAUGCGCCUUGGGGUUAUAACACAUUUGGCGAUCGUGCUGAACAAUGGAAUGCCGUCUUGGAGCUGCCCAAAGAGGAUCUAGAAGACACCUUGACACGAGUCUUAAGAAUGAGUGGUACGGUUUAG
Trichoderma breve is the source of this 939-nucleotide messenger RNA. RefSeq names its product nmrA-like family domain-containing protein. The transcript has 3 exons. The record is from RefSeq and is a predicted model, not a curated record. Gene Ontology annotation, molecular function: oxidoreductase activity. Bases 1 to 939 code for a protein of 312 amino acids. Lineage: Eukaryota; Fungi; Ascomycota; Sordariomycetes; Hypocreales; Hypocreaceae.